GGUCCGCCCUCGCACGUUGUGGGCGGGGUUUCUUUAGGCCACCAGGCUUGUACUAGUGCGUGGAGAGCGAGGUCAGAGGCAGCGUGGAGCAACACAACACUAACAGGAGGCGGCUCCGACCCGGACCGUGACGCCAAACUUCUUCUGCAACAGGCUCCAGGAGACAUUACAGAGUUUGCUCCACGUCGUGACGUUGUUGUUUUUUGUUUUUUUUUUAAAUUAAAGUUGCGCAGAGAGCAGCGUCAUUUUUAACGCCGAUGACCUCACCGGGCUGCACAGGUGUGCUGACGGGCUAAUCUGUUCUGCCUCUUCAUGGAGUCGUCCUGGUCCCGGAGCUGCUGAUAUUUCCUGGACAACAACAUUAAUAAUGGAGCUCAACCGUGUUAACGCAGCUGGAGGCUGCGGGAGUCUGUCGUCGUCCUCCUCCGGGUCGCACACCUUGUCCGAGGGCGAGGAGGCUCCAGCUGCCCGGUGCGGUCUGGCUUCUGAAGCCGGAGACGAGAGUCACAGCUCGGACACAGACAGUGUCAACGAGGCGGAGGACGAUGGAAACACACGGCGGGAGGAGGAAGCAGCAGCAGGGGAGGAAGAGUGUGAGGAGGACGAGAAGUUGGACCACAUCCUCUGCCCUCCCUCCUUGUCCUUCAAGAAGUCCAGUAACCCAGAGAUAACUCACGGGUUAAGUCCUGCUCUCAAAUUUAAACGACAUCUUAGUGAAGAUGGAAGAAAUGUGCGAAGAAGGAGCCUUGGGGGCGGUCUCACAGGAAAGUAUCUUCUGCUACCCACAAACCCCCAGCAGACACAAACAGCAUGGCAGCCGUCGUCCGAGAUCUCUAACCUGGUCCGCAUGUGCUCCCUGAAUCUCGGAAAGUCAGACCCCUCCCUUACCUCAAGCCUGAAAGAGCUGAGUCUACCUAGAAGAGGCAGUUUCUGCAGAACGAGCAACAGAAAAAGCCUGAUAGGAAGCGGUCAGUCCUCAGGUUUACCAAGACCUCACUCACCUCUCUCAUCUCUUACAGGAACAAGCCCACAAGACAGUCCUAGAAACUUCUCCCCGAGUGCCUCUGCUCAUUUUUCCUUUGCACGAAGGACUGACGGUCGUCGCUGGUCUUUGGCCUCCCUUCCAUCCUCUGGAUAUGGAACCAACACACCCAGCUCCACUGUCUCUUCAUCCUGUUCAUCACAGGAGAAGCUGCACCAGCUGCCCUUCCAGCCUACGCCCGAUGAACUGCACUUCCUCUCCAAGCACUUCUGCACUGAGAGCAUCUCCGGGGAUGAAUGCCGCAGAGCGACAGCAAUGCGACCCCGCUCACGCAGUCUCAGCCCUGGAAGAUCUCCAUCGUGUUACGACCAUGAGAUUAUUAUGAUGAAUCACGUCUACAAGGAGCGGUUUCCUAAGGCCACAGCUCAGAUGGAGGAAAGGAUUCAGGAUAUCAUCCGCAGCAACUCUCCAGAGAGCGUCCUCCCUUUGGCAGAUGGCGUGCUCGGCUUUGCCCACCACCAGAUAAUUGAGCUGGCCCGUGACUGUCUGGAGAAGAGCCGGCUCGGACUCAUCACCUCCAGCUACUUCUGCGAACUCACUGACAAACUGGAGAGGCUUGUUAUGGAGUCCACAGAGAGGUCAGACAGCGAGGAGGUAAACUUCAUCAGAGAGCUGGCGAAGAAGAUCCUCAUCAUCAUUGCCAGACCUGCUCGGUUGCUGGAAUGUCUGGAGUUUGACCCAGAGGAAUUUUACCACCUUUUGGAGGCUGCAGAGGGGCACGCUAAAGAGGGCCAGGGCAUCAAAACAGACAUCCCGCGGUACAUCAUCAGUCAGCUGGGACUCACACGAGAUCCACUGGAAGAAAUUGCUCAGCUGACCAGCUGUGACAGCGGGAUUGCAGAAACCCCAGAAACAGACGACUCUUGUCAGAGCCUGAGCACAGCCUUGCGGACACGGAGAAAACCCUGUGAAUUGGACUUCGAGAUGACAAAACUCAUCAGCAAUGGUGCCUAUGGAGCUGUUUAUCUGGUUCGGCACAAGGAAACCAAGCAGCGCUUUGCCAUGAAAAAGAUCAACAAGCAGAACCUGAUAUUGAGGAACCAGAUACAACAGGCCUUUGUGGAAAGAGACAUCCUAACCUUUGCUGAGAACCCAUUUGUAGUGUCCAUGUACUGCUCCUUUGAGACUCGCCGGCACCUGUGCAUGGUCAUGGAAUAUGUGGAAGGGGGAGACUGCGCCACCCUUUUGAAGAACAUGGGUCCUCUGCCUGUGGAUAUGGCCAGGAUGUACUUUGCAGAGACGGUGCUGGCUCUGGAGUAUCUGCACAACUAUGGCAUUGUCCACCGGGACCUAAAACCAGACAAUUUGCUGGUGACCUCGAUGGGCCACAUUAAGCUCACAGAUUUUGGGUUGUCUAAAGUUGGGCUGAUGAACAUGACCACUAACCUGUAUGAGGGACAUAUAGAGAAAGAUGCCAGAGAGUUCUCCGAUAAGCAGGUUUGUGGAACACCUGAAUAUAUUGCUCCUGAGGUGAUCCUGAGACAAGGUUAUGGGAAGCCGGUGGACUGGUGGGCGAUGGGAAUCAUCCUCUACGAGUUCCUCGUGGGGUGUGUGCCUUUUUUUGGAGACACGCCAGAGGAGCUGUUUGGACAGGUCAUCAGCGAUGAGAUUAACUGGCCUGAAGGAGAGGAUUCUCCACCUCUGGACGCUCAGGAGCUCAUUACCCUGCUGCUCAGACAGAUCCCUUUGGAACGGAUGGGAGCAGGUGGAGCUGCUGAAGUCAAGCAGCAUCAGUUUUUCCACAACCUGGACUGGAACGGGCUGCUGAGGCAGAAGGCUGAGUUCAUCCCUCAGCUGGAGUCUGAAGAUGACACCAGCUAUUUUGACACUCGCUCUGAGAGAUACCAUCACCUUGAGACAGAGGAAGAGGAUACAAACGAUGAAGACUUCAAUGUGGAGCUGCGACAGUUCUCCUCCUGUUCUCACAGAUUCUCGAAGGUUUACAGCAGCCUGGAUCUGUCUCGUGGGCACCUGGAGGAAAAAGGAGAGACGGAGGAGAAGAAGAGUGAGAGCCCACUGACUGUGGACUCUCCCAGCUGGACGCCAGACUUUAAUGAAAUGCCUUCAUUGUCCCACUCGACAGACACGGACAAUAUGAAUCAAGGCCCCCGCAACAGCUUGCUGCCAAAGUUUGCCAUCUCCGCUGAGAGUGAAGGAGAUGAGACCUCAGGCCUCGGUGACCCCAGCAAGACCUCCUUCUCCAUCGGAGAGCUGCCGCAAGAUGAGCCUGAUGUUACAACUCCAGGCAGCACCCACAGUGGAGCCACACUCUCUGGUAGCUUCUCAGAACAUCUGGACCAGCUGACACCCAGAGGUGAAGAGAUGAUGAGCCCCGACUGUUCCAGUCAAACCUCCGCAGACCAGGGUGCUCAGAGCAGCUCUCUGCGGCCUGAGAGCGCUGCAGAGAAGACCGGAGCUGUGGCUAAAGUCCCGAAGUCUGUGUCAACUGGGACCCUCUCUCUGAUGAUCCCUGGAGAUAUCUUCGGGGUGUCUCCGCUGGCCAGCCCCCUGUCCCCUUACUCCCUCUCAUCAGACCUGUCCUCACGAGACUCCUCUCCCAGCCGAGACUCCUCCCUCUGUACCAACCCACGGCAGCCCAUCGUCAUCCACAGCUCUGGGAAGAAGUUUGGCUUCACGCUGAGGGCAAUUCGGGUGUAUGCCUGUGACGGGGACAUCUACACUGUCUAUCACAUGGUCUGGAAUGUAGAGGACGGUGGACCUGCACAUAAAGCUGGACUUAAAGCUGGAGACCUCAUUACUCAUGUCAACGGAGAACCAGUCCACGGUCUGGUCCACACUGAAGUGGUGGAGCUCCUCCUCAAGAGUGGUAGUAAAGUGGCCAUCUCCACAACCCCCUUUGAAAACACGUCAAUAAAAACGGGUCCAGCUCGGAGGAACAGCUACAGAAGCAAGAUGGUCAGAUGUGCCAAGAAACCCAAGAAGGAGAAAACACCAGAAAGGCGUCGCUCCCUGUUCAGGCGUUUUGCCAUGCAGCCCUCUCCUCUCCUGCAUACAAGCCGCAGUUUCUCUUCUCUCAACCAUUCUCUGUCAUCUGGUGAGAGUCUCCCCGGCUCCCCCACCCACAGUCUCUCCCCUCGCUCCCCUACCGCUGCCCUCCGCCCCACACCAGAUUUCACCCAGUCAGGUGGCAACUCCUCCCAGAGCAGCUCUCCCAGCUCCAGCGCUCCCAACUCCCCGGCAGGCUCCGGCCACAUUCGUCCCAGCACGCUCCACGGCCUUGGCCCCAAGCUGCCGGGUCAGCGGCUCCGCCAGGGGCGCCGCAAGUCUGCUGGUAGCAUUCCUCUUUCUCCUUUGGCUCGCACACCUUCACCCACCCCACAGCCGACAUCACCUCAGCGCUCACCCUCUCCCCUUCUCAGUGGACAUUCUGUUGCCAUUUCCAAGACAACUCAAGCUUUCCCUGCCAAAAUACAUUCCCCACCCACAAUUGUGCGCCACAUUGUACGCCCCAAAAGUGCUGAGCCGCCUCGGUCACCCCUGCUAAAACGAGUCCAGUCUGAGGAGAAGCUGUCCCCCUCUUACACAGGAGACAAGAAGCACCUGUGUCCCAGAAAACACAGCCUGGAAGUGACCCAAGAAGAGGUGCAGGAUGAGGAGCUGAGGCCUGGGGAGCGGGAUUACACCAUCCUGCAGAGUGUGGAAGAAACUGCCUGCGAGCCACAAGCAAUGACCCGUGUACGGCCUGUUGAGCAGGGCUGCUUAAAGAGACCAAACUGCCGCAAGAUGGGCUGGCAGGAGUCAGUAGAGGAGCUCGACAAGGAAAAACUGAAGUCCAAGAUGGUUGUGAAGAGACAGGAGUGGUCGGAGAGGAGGGAGUCACUACAGAAGCAAGAUGCCCUGCGAGAAUCUGACUCAUCCCCCUUGUGUGGCGAUGACAGGGAUGAAAGUUGUAUGGGCCGAGUUCAAAACAAAUCUCAGAGCACAGAGUGUUGCCCACCGGAAGCUAAAGCUGCCAGCACCACCCUUAAAGAUGUUCUAUAUAAGAAACUCAGCACACGAGUCUCUGAGGGCAUCACUGAACCAUCUGGUGGCUGCAGUGAAAACGAGGGAGGACUCCGAACGUCUCUCUGCUCUAUUCACCCAGAGUGGCAGCACUGCAGGCUUGGUAAAGACAAUAUGAAGCCAGACAGACUGGACUUUAAAGCUCCCAAUAUCGAGUUCACAAGGAAGAGAUUGUCAUUCGAAGACCGAGAAGAUUGCAUCUGUCGACUCUCUGCCGGCAUCCAUGACAACCUCCACUUUGGUUCCACCCGGUCAAAGAGCCUCCAGCUGGACACAGCCAUGUCUCACGAUCACAUGAAGGCAGGAUUGGGCAGUGUCCACUCCAGCCCUGAUGGUCUCACCCCAAAGCUGUUUUCCGGUAGAGGAGAGAGCGCUGUGGAAAAACUGCAGCUCAUCUCCUCGGGAGAGUCUCCCCUCCGAAAGACAUCGUCUGAAUAUAAACUUGAAGGACGCCAUGUCUCCUCUCUCAAACCUCUAGAGGGCACCCUGGAUAUUGGCCUGCUCUCUGGGCCAAGAGUCUCCAAAACAGAAACUUGUUUAUCCAAGAUGACAGAGAACACAAGCGACUCUGUUCUUGCAAGUCCUCCAAUUUGGCUCCAGAGCCCCACUGAGAGACAGUUAACCAUUCCCCAGUUGAAAACUGCAGACAAGCUGAAGAGCCCCCUGACAUGUUCCCCGAGCCCUGAAGCUGUUUCUUCUCUAAAUAGCAUAGUUGUAUCCAAAGAGCAUUUGAAUAAUACCCCCUCCGAGGUUAAAACAAGCAGAAGUGAUGAGAAAACACAUGACAGACACAGUGACUUAUUAAAGACUCCAACCACCAAAGUGGAGGCCUCAACAUUUACAAUUAAACAAGAGAGCAGGGCUGGUAUGAAGGCCACUUCGUCACUGGCUCACGAACACAGAGGCCCUCGGCACAGCUCCCACUUCUCCUCCUGUGGAAAAACACCGUCCAUACGGGAAGUCAGCAAUGAAGAUCAGGAGGAUGAAGUGGAGCAGCAGGAGGUCACAGCACACACAGUGACACAAAGUAGUGCCAGCUCCAAGACAGUUGUCUCUUUCACUUCAGCAAAGACAGAGGUAAAAAGCUCCCCUGCCCUUGCACAAGUGGAGACUCCAGCUGCAGCUGCCAAUUACGCGUCCCUGGUCUCACUGAAGCCGAGUAUAAACUCUGGUGUGGAUACAGGUCAGCGUCAGGGCUGCGAGAAACAACCAGAAAAAACUACUCGACACGUAACCUCUGCUUCGAUGGUUAAUAUACAGAACAACCCCGCAUCUGCACACGUUCCAGAGAAUGCGCUUUCAAAACUGCAACCUCCGAACAUCUGCUCAUCAAAUCCAGAACCUCAGGUUUCUAUCACAACAUCUGCAUUCACUUCUGCUUCUGCACAUGACAAGAAAUCCUGCGGUUUGAAACCAGAAGCACAGGACAGCUGCGAGAGAGCCGUUAGUCAUGACGCUGUGCAGUCUGUGAAAGUGUUCGCUAAUACAGGAAGCUCAGGCUCUAAGAAUGAAAUCAACAGAUGUGCCACGGUUUCAAAAGGGUUGCUUAAGAGAGACGUUCCUGCAGUAAACACCUCAUCACAAAACGUUGCAGAAGUCCCACUGAGCCUGAAUAAAAAGGAUAACACUGUGUUUGUUGGUCAAAGGGAGAGCAACAGCACGUCACUGCAGAAGAAAGACGAUCCUGUACCAGCAAAGAUAAAGAACGUGAAAAAUUCAGAGCAGAUUUCUAAAAACUGUCCAGCUGUAAAAACACUAACCAAAUCAUCUGAGUCAGAGCAUGGCACCUUUAAAAAAGAGAACACUGUUGUCACUGUGAAAGAAAACACUGCGUUUCUUUCAACGAAACCAAAAGUUUCCGCUUCAGCAACUGCAACUGGGCCGCAACCUGCUCCACACGGCGCUGUGAAGACAGAGAGGGAGUCGAAACCACUUGAAGUGAAAUCUCACAGUGUAGCUCUUCCUCUCUCACUCGUAAAGGUCAGUCCAAAUUCAAAACAGAGACAUCUGUCUAAAGAGUCUGCGCUGUCGACUGCAAACGUUCAAAUAACCCAUGACGCUAAACGGAAAGACGCCUCGCUGCCGUCUGCCGGAGCUGACGUGAAGCGGGAGGAAUCGGCGCAGCUGACACAUUCUUCCAUUGCCUCUGACAUGAAGCAAAGAGAGACCCAGCCCAAAAGCUCUGUAGCAACCACAGCUGUUAUAGGAAAAGAAAACACUGACUUGAAGCCAAAACCUCUCCCUCAGAAAACUGUCCCUUCAUCAGCGACUCUUAAGACUUCUCUGGCUUCGGCCCAGUUUGUGAAACAAAGUCUUGAUGCCACACAUAAAGACCCCUCACCCAAAUACCAAGCGCCAGUGGUUAUAGACCAUCACGACUCAAAACCAAAAGACGUUAACUCCCCUCAUGCUGCUCCUCCACAUCAGCAGCAGCAGCUCAGGCCACUGUUGGAUGUUUCUACUCAGCCUGUGCUGCCAAAACCCGCUGUGAAGAAAGAAACGCCUUCACAAAGCAGCGGAGCCGCCUCAUCCAGGCUCCCCACAUGUGCAGCCCAGGAGACGGUAGCUAAGAUAUCCAAAGCUGACGCGCUCAAACCAGACAGUCACAAGGGCCCGGACACCAAAACCACCACCCCUGACAAACUGGCCUCCUCCAGCCGCAGGGAGCUGGCUGACAGGAAGAAAAAAGAAAUGGCUCAGGAUGUCGCGUCCGUACAGAAAAACACAAAACGAGACGCAUCCAGAGCCGCUGCUGCCGCACAGAAAGACAGUUCAGACAAAGAUGGCGGCAGGUGCAAGCAGCAGAAGGAGUCGCCACGUAGCUCCAGCAACAAAAAGUAAAGAGCAAGGAGCUGACGCCGUCAGCUCACAGAAUCCAGAUGUAAUAAAAUGUUAGAAACGGUUUGUACAAACGUCAUCAUGCCUUUGUUUUUUGGUUGUUUUUUGUAGGACCGGGCAAGCUGUUCCGCGCUGAUAAAGAGGCGGAUGCGUCUUAUGAGAUAUGACAACAUAUGUAAAUGUUUAGAGUUCUGAAUGUCACCGAUCAUUUCUGGUGUUUUCUGAAUUUAGUCACUUUUAAGCGAAUGUUUGGAAGUUGGUGUUCGUCGCAGAAUGCUUCGUGCAAUCAGUCUGUCAGAGGCCAUAUAGAGGAGCCGUACAGAGGUUAAGACGUACUGUAGUCAGUGCCAUAAAUGAUUUUGAAUUGCACUCUUACUUCGAGACCUGAAGGACCUGAUGUUGAACUUGUUUUAAUGCAGUAGACCACAUGAUUUUGCUCAGCAGUUAUAUAAAUGUAUCACGUGUCUGUUUGGUAAAACCAGACACUUUUAAAGUUUUGUGCAGCGGUACUCAGAGGUGAUGCCUGUGCUUUUCACCUAAUACUUAAAAAAUAAAAAACACAGAAUAAUCUCAGAAAUCAUGAAUUAGUGUAGGGGCCUUAGAAUUAUGGGAAAUCAAAUGUGCUGUUCUUAGCAAGAUGUGGUGUUUAUUCACAUUCCUCUGACAUCUGUACAUAUAGUUUUGAUUUUUAUGCAAUAUGGUGAAAAUAUAUGAUAACACUGUAAAACUGGGAUACAUGGGCUUUCAUGAUUGUUGUUUGUAUCAUAUGUAUAGAUUUUUGCAGUGUCAUGUUUGUAUUUAGAGUAUCCGCUCGAUAACUAAGCUAACGUGAUGUAUCCCAUCAGAGGCACCCUCCUCCUGACAUGUUCCAAAAUUCACUUGAAGACACAUAAGAAAAGGCACGAGGGGGUCACUGGGCUAUUUCAAAAAAAAUGUAGCAUUAUUAUAAGAAAACUGUGAGGGCUGUCUGCGUUUCCCAGGAAUGUCUUUACCGCUGAUGGCGUGAUCGCUGCCUGCAGCAGCUUGUAGAAUGACGACUGUAAAAUAUGAAAUAUUGUGUCUGAUAAAUGAGACGAACCCGCAGCUCCGCACACGUUCGCCAACGGUUUCUGCAGUCAAGUGUUUUGUUUUCCACAGUCUCUGGGCAUCAUCAGUCGUUACAUCUGUGUAGCGUGAGAUCAGCUCAAUGGCGAGUAAGAGCGAGUUCCCAGAGUGCUUCACUGUCGAUGUUUCAAAGAGCUUUGAUGUCAGGCUUCAGUCAGUGUUGUUAAAAAUGUCGUGUUUGUGUUUCAGACUCUUCGUAAUGAGCAGAAGAUUUUAUAUAAGGAAUCCUGAUUAUUUGCAUAGUUCAUAUCCGCAACAUUCAUUUGAUGUUAAUGUGCAAAUACUUGGUACUAUACACAUAGGCCGUCAUAUAUCAGCAUUCACUUUCUGCAAUUUACACACGUUUCUGUAGAUGCCUUUACAUUACAAACCCUGAAUAAAUGACAUCCAGAAAGUAGUCUAGGACACUAAGUAUGUAAUGCAGUAUUUGCUCUGUCGUGUUGGCUAUAUAAUAACAAUAACCUAUACUCAAUGUUGACAAGUCAAAGAGAAAAUACUUCAUUUAACAUGACACAGAAUAUAGUUUAUCUGCAUCCGAGAAUGACACGUGAGGUAGCAGAGACUUCAACGCUGAAAGAAUCUGAUGUGUACCUGCACUAGAUCUUAUAAGUGUAUUGCUAAUGUAUUGUGAAUAAAGGAUAAAUGCACCUUAAUGUUUGCCAGUCGUCAGUCCAGAAGGUGAGUAAAGACGACAAUUGGAACUGAAACCUGUUUAUGGAUUCCCCACUGAAACGAAUCACUAACUUUUAUUUGAACAAUUAAACAUGCAGGUUUUCCUUAUUUUCUGUGACGACUGAUAUUUAAAAUCCUCGAAGCACAUUCAAUGUUUGUUUACAAAGCAUCAUGGAUGUAUAUUUUGUAUAUUGUUGAUUUGCCAAAUCUCUGUUCUGUGUCACAGAUGAUGUUGUUUAUAGUAGUGUGAGACUUUGCUCCCCUGCCACCACCGAUUGUUAUGAGAACAUUUGUUUGUGCCGUAAUCAAUGUCUUUUUCUCACGUCAGGUUCCUCUUUGUCUGCUCGUCUCCUCGGUUGUCUUUUGUUUUUUUCCUCCUCUGUGCAACACUAGUAUUAGAUGAACUCGCUUACAUUGGUUUGUCUUUUAGAACAUGUGCAAUAAAAGUGUUUUGAGUUUUGUAUUUUGCUCAAGGAAAGCUCUAUGGAUGUCAUAGAUGUUGUAUAUUAAAACAGAUAUUUAUACUUCUAAUGUUGCGUAAUACUGAAAAUAAAAUGGAAUUAU
Messenger RNA from Paralichthys olivaceus (Japanese flounder), 10243 nucleotides. It is a transcript of the gene mast4, whose product is annotated as microtubule associated serine/threonine kinase family member 4. Gene Ontology annotation, biological process: cytoskeleton organization; peptidyl-serine phosphorylation; intracellular signal transduction. The record is from RefSeq and is a predicted model, not a curated record. NCBI's taxonomy places the organism in Eukaryota, Metazoa, Chordata, Actinopteri, Pleuronectiformes, Paralichthyidae. Gene Ontology annotation, molecular function: ATP binding; protein serine/threonine kinase activity; magnesium ion binding.